CCAUCGCCACGAUACCUAAAAAAAGAUCUACGCAGCGAAAAGGGCCGCGGAAAAAACGAGUUGUACGCGUCGGCUCCGCUUCUUGAUCCCAACACCGCCACGAUAAUAUAAUACUAAAUCUAUCGUCCGCACCAGCAGCGAGUGAAGGAGGAGCCUGCCCGCGCCUGCGCCUGGUUGUAAUUGUAGCUCACGCUCACCCUUCAGUUGACCACCGCUGCGGCAGCAAUGGCGGCGAGUCGCCGGCAGCACCGCCGCGGCUUCCCGCUGGUCCCGCUGCUGCUGUCGCUCCUGGCGGCCGCCGCGUACGGCCGCCUCAUCUCCGACGGCGGCCCGCCCGCGCCGCUCCUCCCGGUCAUCCGCCUCGCGGCGCCGCCGGCCGAGGCCGAGUGCGAGCAGACCUACGGCUUCCUCCCCUGCACCACCACCGUGCUCGGCAACCUCUUCCUGGUGCUGGCCUACGGCUUCCUCAUGUUCAAGGCGGCCACGUUCCUGUCGGCGGGCAGCGAGCUGCUGCUAGAGAUCAUGGGGCCCGGCCUCGUCGGCGGCCUCCUCCUCCCCAUCCUCGGCGCCCUCCCCGACGCGCUCCUCGUCCUAGUGUCCGGCCUCUCCGGGAGCAAAGAGGAGGCGCAGAGCCAGGUGCUGAUCGGGAUGGGGCUGCUCGCCGGUUCCACCGUCUUCCUCCUCACCCUGCUCUGGGGAACCUGUGUGGUCGUUGGCAAGUGUGACCUCGGGCCAGGCCGUGAGGCAGUAGAUGUGACAGACACCAAGGGCUUCAGCUUGACUGGCACUGGUGUUACGACCGACGUGCAGACCAGCUACGCGGCACGGAUCAUGGGGCUAUCUGUCAUCCCCUUCAUCAUCGCUCAGUUCCCCAAGAUGUUGAAGACGCACCACGGGCAGCGCCUCGCUAUGCUGCUGGCCCUUGUCGUGUCGUUCGCGCUCGUGCUUGCCUACUGCCUGUACCAGGUUUUCCAGCCCUGGAUUCAGAGGAGGAAGCUCGCGUACGCGAAGCACAAGCACGUGAUCUCCGGGAUACUGAGGCACGCCCAGAUGCAGUCGCUCGGCCGCCUGCUGAACGACGACGGCACGCCCAAUGAACAAGUCAUCAGAAAGUGUGAUUCCUUCCCUCUCUCUCAACUGCUGUCUGUUGUGUGGCCCGUAGUUAGGAGCUUAGCACACUGUUUUCGAUCGUGCAGGCUGUUCCGCAAGAUCGACAUGGACGAGAGCCGGUCCCUGUCCCGCGCCGAGCUCCACGCCCUCAUCGUCGGCAUCAACUUCGAGGAGGUCGACUUCGACAGGACGGACGCGGUGGACAAGGUCAUGGACGACUUCGACACGUCCCGCAACGACGUCGUCGAGGAGGAGGAGUUCGUGCAGGGGAUGAGGAAGUGGCUGGACGAGGCCAGGCGCAGCGUGCCCGUGGGCGGCGCCUUCUCCAGCAAGUUCAUCCACGAGUACCACGAGAGGACGAGGCAGGAGCACGACGAGCUGGUCGACAGGUCCGACGAGGCGGUGGAGAGCGUGGAGAACCCCGGGUGGUGCAUAGCCAAGGCCGUGGCGCUGCUGCUGCUGGGCUCCGCCGCCGCCGCCGCGUUCGCCGACCCGCUCGUGGACGCCGUCCACGGCUUCUCCAACGCCACGCGCAUCCCGUCCUUCUUCAUCUCCUUCAUCGCCCUCCCGCUCGCCACCAACUCCAGCGAGGCCGUCUCCGCCAUCAUCUUCGCCAGCAGGAAGAAGCAGAGGACCUGCUCCCUCACCUUCUCCGAGGUGUACGGCGGCGUGACGAUGAACAACACGCUGUGCCUCGGCGUGUUCCUGGCGCUCAUCUACUUCAGGAACCUGACGUGGGACUUCUCGUCGGAGGUGCUCAUCAUCCUGCUGGUCUGCGUCGUCAUGGCCCUCUUCACCAGCUUCCGGACCACGUUCCCGCUCUGGACCUGCCUCGUCGCCUACAUGCUCUACCCGCUCUCGCUGAUCAUCGUCUACAUCCUCGACUAUGUCUUCGGCUGGUCAUAGACCUGAUUGGCUCAAGUGAACACCUGGUUUUCAGACAGCCGCCGGUGUUUCUGUUUGACCUCCUUGUAAUUUUAACUAUAUGUCCAGACUUUUUCUCAUGUGAUGCUGUGAUCAUGUUCUACUUUCUCUAA
Molecule: messenger RNA, 2147 nt
Organism: Zea mays
Lineage: Eukaryota; Viridiplantae; Streptophyta; Magnoliopsida; Poales; Poaceae
Exons: 6
Coding region: 226-2016 (596 amino acids)
Biological process (GO): calcium ion transmembrane transport; intracellular calcium ion homeostasis
Cellular component (GO): membrane
Molecular function (GO): calcium:proton antiporter activity; calcium ion binding
Source: RefSeq, a predicted model, not a curated record